AUGGGUGGACAAGAACACCAAGGGAAAGAAAGUGCCUCAUAAAGUGAUGCGUUAUUUUCCUUUAACCCCUAGGUUAAUGCGAAAAUAUGCAUCGAGGCACAUUGCUCAACAUAUGAGAUGGCAUCACGAGCAACGUAUAAAAGAAGAUGGUGUAUUGCGUCAUCCUGCUGAUGGGAAAGCUUGGAAGGACUUUGACCGAAAUAAUCCAACAUUUGCAAUGGAACCCAGGAAUGUGCGUCUUGGAUUGGCUGCAGAUGGAUUCAAUCCCUUUGGUAAUAUGAGUCUGUCUUAUAGUAUGUGGCCGGUAGUGUUGACGACAUAUAACUUGCCACCAUGGUUGUGCAUGAGAGAAACUAAUUUCAUGUUGAGUUUAUUAAUUCCGGGACCUCAUUCGCCAGGAAAAGAUUUUGAUGUUUUCUUAAGACCAUUGAUUGAUGAGUUAAAAGAAUUAUGGGUGACUGGUGUACAGACUCGAGAUGCAGUCGAUGGCAGUUUCUUCACUCUUCGGGCAGCUUUGAUGUGGACUAUAAACGAUUACCCAGCAAGGAGUAGCCUUUCUGGAUGGACUGCUCAAGCGCCUCCAAGUAAACGUGGACGCCAUAAGGGAUUGAACACGCGGGAAAAGAGGGAACAGUUGGGGCGUCCUCUCCCUCUCGAGUGGGAUGUGCGGGGGAGAACAUAUAAAGAGAUCGGAGAGUACAGCUCAAAUUUCUCAAGAGAGCUCGGAUUACUUGUUCGACAGUACACAGAUCCGGACUGUCCUCAAUGGUCAAAAGUACCAAAUGCCUCGAAAGAAAGAAUACUUGCACAUUUGGAAGUAAGUAGUUUAUGUAUUUUUAUGUUAAUUCUCAUUUUAUGUUAUAUAUGAUAUUUACUAAUAAAUGUUUGUAAAUUAGGAUGAUUUGUUUGAUAUUGGGCGUACUAGAUAUGGAGAAGGGCAUAUGCCUGGGAUCUUGAGAGGCAUUGAUACUUCGUGUGCUAAAAAGUAUUCUGACUGGAAGUACGAUAUUAAAGAGCA
Molecule: messenger RNA, 1018 nt
Organism: Humulus lupulus (European hop)
Lineage: Eukaryota; Viridiplantae; Streptophyta; Magnoliopsida; Rosales; Cannabaceae
Exons: 2
Coding region: 47-868 (273 amino acids)
Source: RefSeq, a predicted model, not a curated record